Messenger RNA from Fraxinus pennsylvanica, 459 nucleotides. Lineage: Eukaryota; Viridiplantae; Streptophyta; Magnoliopsida; Lamiales; Oleaceae. The record is from the annotation of a GenBank genome assembly.
AUGGGAAAGCUGAGAUUCGGGAAGGUAUUGGACCGUUUAUGUUUUUCUUCCGGCUCUGGCUUUGGCUCGUGUUCUUGUCUGUGCAUUAGUACUGACUAUGGAAAAGAAGAAAAAGAAAAAGAAUACGAAAGAAAGCCACUAAUUGCAGAAACUGGUGAAGAAGUCGGUCCAUUGUUGAGACUCAAAGACAUUAUAGCUGGAACACCUUCUCUGGCUUUCCAACUUAAGCCUAAGAUGGUGGUUCUGAGAGUAUCCAUGCACUGUAAUGGAUGUGCAAGAAAAAUCGAGAAACAUAUAUCGAAGAUGGAAGGAGUGAGUUCAUAUCAAAUAGAUCUCGAAACAAAGAUGGUAGUUGUUACUGGGGACAUUGUUCCUUUUCAAGUAUUGGAGAGUAUUUCCAGAGUUAAAGCUGCAGAACUUUGGAACACUCCACCCUCGUCCCCACUUGUAAUGAUCUGA